GCUGUGGCUUCAAGGAGGGAUCAGGCUGGGCUGGGCAUCCAGAAUGACAUUUUAGGCACCGGAAAGAGUGUCAGAUGAACCGGCUGGCAGGGCUGGGUUGGAGAAGGCCGCCCGCUUUGCCCAGAUGGAUCAGACGUGCACCGACUUGUCCUUCUUCUGGAGCUUGGACAACAAAAAGGCCAUUUUGCAAACAGCUUUGGGACAAAAGGUGAAAAGCCACAUCCACCUGCCAUGGGAUUCACGAGACGGCUGCCCCAAGCGGGGACCAGUUGGACCAGAUUGAGGCAAGCGGAUGCUGGGCAUCCGAGUCGAACAGCUAUGAUGCACCCAAACGUCAUGCACAGCAUCUCAUGCAAUUUCGUCUUCAAGAGGAUCUUGCAAGUGGACCGGGCUUUGUCUUCCUCGAUGCCUCCGCUCAGGAGCUUUGUCUGCCAGACAAGAUCACCUCCGUCUCCUUCGCCCCGAGCGAGCCAGAUAGCACUGAAGAAUGUGCCCACUUCUGAAGCCAUCCAGAAACACCGGAACAGCCUGGCCAAUUGGUUCCUCCAGCAACCCAAUGAGGAGAGGCAGUUUGGCCCUUCCUUUGCUCUGGACUCAAUUCAUGUUGACCCGAUCAUCCGGGAGACCUCUCUGGAGGAGAUCCUGAAGCCCUCUCCAUACCUAACCAUCCAGAACCAGCUCAAGGCUUCUUGCAACCAGACCAUCAGCCUCCAGAACCUCUUUGACCUCAAUGCCUGCGGGCAGCCGGUGAGGAACGUUGUCAUGUAUGGGACGGUGGGCACUGGGAAGAGCACCCUCAUCAAGAAGAUGGUAAUGGACUGGUGCCACGAGCGCUUGCCGCGCUUUGAGCUGCUCAUCCCUUUCUCCUGCGAAGACCUCUCUCAAAGUAAUGCACCUAUCUCUUUGCGGCGCUUGAUCACCAAGAAGUACCUCCACCUCCGGGAGCUGGUACCCACCUUGGGCACCACUAACUUCAGGGUGCUUUUCAUUCUCAAUGGCUUGGACCGCCUCAACCUGGACUUCCAUCUGGCUCACACAGAACUCUGCUGUGACCCCAAUGAGCUGAUCCCUCCAUCUGCCAUCGUGGUCAACCUUCUCCGGAAGUACAUGAUGCCCGAGGCGAGCAUCAUAGUCACCACACGGCCGUCUGCAGUGCGCCGCAUCCCUAGCAAGUUCGUAGGCCGCUAUGUCGAAGUCUGUGGCUUCUCUGACACCAACCUCCAGAAACUCUACUUCCAGAUGCGUCUCUGCCAGCCAGGCUGCGUUGGUGUCUCUGGUCCUCCCACAGCUGAGGAGGCAAGCAAGCAAGACAACCUGGUGGAGAUGCUUUCGAGGAACCUGGAAAGGCACAACCAGAUUGCAGCUGCCUGCUUCCUGCCUUCCUAUUGCUGGCUGGUGUGCACUACUUUGCAUUUCCUGUAUUUCACCAACUCGGUGCCUCCGCCUCAGACGCUGACCGGCAUCUACACCAGCUUCCUGCGGCUCAACUUUAGCGGGGAGGUGCUGGACAGCACAGACCCCUCCAACAUCUCCAUGAUGAAGUAUGUGGCCAAAACGGUUGGGAAGCUGGCCCACGAUGGAGUGAUUUCGCGGAAGACAUCCUUCUCGGAGGAGGACAUGCGCCGCUGCUUUGAAGUAGAGAUGAAGAAGGAGAGUGAGCUCAACUUCCUGGACAUCUUUCGCAGUGACGUCUUCCGUUUCUUCCUGACGCCUAGCGUUCAAUCAGGGAAGGAGCACACCUUUGUCUUCACCAUCCCCAUCAUGCAGGAGUACCUGGCGGCCCUCUAUGUGGUCCUGGGUGAAAAGAAGACCUUGAUGGAUCGGGUGGGAAAGGAUGUCUCCGAAAUCAUCAGCAAGGUGAGUGAAGACGUGGCCGUAGUCCUCAGCAUCGUCUCCAAGGUGCUGCCUUUACGCAUCCUGCCGUUGCUCUUCAACCUCAUCAAGAUCUUCCCCCGCUACUUCACCAAAUUUGGCAGCAAGGACCAUGACACCAUUGCCAGCACCAUGGCAGCAGAGAUGUUCAAGGAGGAGGACUACUUCAACGAUGACGUUUUGGAGCAGACUAACUGCAGCAUCCUUGGGGUGGAAGGCCCCAUGCGCCACCCGGACGAUGCCCCUGAUGAUGAGGCCUUUGAGCUCUUCCCCAUCUUCACGGUUGGGCUGCUCUCACGACGCAACCGCUCCAUCUUGGACCAGCUGGGCUGCCCCAUCACAAACCUGGCGGUCAUCGAGACUGCGAAAGCCAUGAAGAAAAAGUUUAUCCAAAAAAUCCGCAAGGGCCUGCCACCUCCAGAGGUCAUGGACCUCCUCAUCUUUCUCCACGAGUUCCAGAAUGAGAGCUUCACCACCGAGGCCGUCCAGUCUUUGAGGACCAUCAAUCUCUCCACAGUCAAGAUGACCCCUCUCAAAUGCUCCAUCCUGGCUUCGGUGGUGGGCGCCACGAGCCAUGAGGUGGAGGAGCUGAACCUGGGCCUUUGCCACCUGGAUGUCAACUGCCUGCGGAUUCUCUUUCCCGUCUUGCUACGGUGCAAAAAACUCCAUUUGCCGCAAAAUGGUUUGGGGCCCGAAGCUUGCAAGGAGAUCAGAGACUUGCUGUUGCACGAGAAGUGUGCGGUGAACACUUUAAGGUUGGCAGACAACCCACUGACGGAGCAAGGUGCCCGCUACUUGGCGGAAGGCAUAGCUGGCAACCGGUCUUUGAGGCAGUUGUCGCUGCUCCAUACUUCAUUGGGGAACCGGGGCGUGGAGGUGGUCACCCAACACCUGGCUCAGAACCAGCACCUGAAGGAACUGGACGUGGCCUACAAUUCAGUGACAGACGAGACCGCGCUGGCCCUGGUUGAGGAAGUCAAGAGACACCCCACGCUGAAGAUGGUGCAUUUGUACUUCAACGAGAUCAGCGAGGAAGGAAAGCAGGCUCUGCACCAGAUGCGGAAGGACCAGGACGGCAUCCGGGUGCUCAUCUUCCUGACGAUGGGGACCGACGUCUCGGACCACUGGGACACCAUCUUGAACGUGGUCCAGAAGAACCUGUCCAUCUGGGACCGCGACCGGGUGCGGCAACAUUUGGGGAUGCUGCUGGAUGACUUGCGGUGCAGCCGCCGCCAGACGGUCAACCCAUGGAAGAAGUUCAAGUUCAUGAGCGUGGAGAACAAAGUCAAGAGGAUGCUGGGAGAGCUUCAGUAGGGGAUAGACACUCUCGUGUGAUGCUCCCCGGAAACGUCCAAAAAUGGUGCUAAUAUAGUCAUAGCAAAGGAUGGAAAUACAAGGGGUGCAAACAAGCACGCUAUUAAAACUGGAAUAGCUUUUUACACUCAUAGGUACUCCCCAAAGACAGCUGGGGCCAACUCCCUAAGAAAGGCAUUGGAUCCAAUGUAAUAUGACUCUUCUUAUCUUCUAAUGAACUUGACUUUCUCCUACCUUCACUAUGCAAAUAACAGGCAAACUAGUCUUUCAACAUCUGGUUACAUUGACAGUUGCGUUUCCUCUUCCAGGAGUGUCUAGUUGUCUUCUUUGCUAUUUUAAAUACAGUAGAGUCUCGCUUAUCCGACCUUCGCUUAUCCGACCUUCCAUCUUAUCCGACACUCUUAUCCGAUGCCCCCCUUUUCCUCCAGCAUUUCCUCUUCUAUUAAAGGAGUGCUCCCCAACUCUCUCUCCAUUCCCAAUAAGUGAAAAAGGAAAGAGAAGGAGGAGGAAGAGAGGGAAAAAAGUCAGGACUGGAAGCGAAAGUGUCCUCCCUCCAUUUCCGAACUCCUCUUCCGCAUCCGAGCACUUCCUGUUGGGCCCUCUAUGUCCUGAGUUGCUCUUCAAAAACAGCCUUAAUACAAAGUUGAAAGUUAAAAAAAUGCUUUACUUCAGCAAACACAAAAGAAAAAUACAAAAGAAAACAAGGAAGCCUUGAUGCAGGCACAAAUUAAAGUCUCUUACAAAGUCCCAAAGCCAGCAGUCUUCCAUCAGACAACAGGCAAUGAUCACUAAGUCCUUAGCAGCAGACACAAAGCAGGUUCAAUUGGAGUGGAGACCUCGGCAUCGGAGUCGUUGUUACCAGCGAAAGCUGACUAUUCCUGAUUUAUAUCCCUGAAUUCCCCACGCAGGAGGUGCUAGGGCGUCUCCCAAUUAGCUCAGCGUUUUUAGCAGCUAUUCUAGCUGAACUCCGCCUGUGCUCUGUCUCCUUUCGUCUCUCUAGAAAUGUGGGCACUUGCACAACCUCAUGGUCUGAUUCUUCUUCUCCCUCCACUUCCUGAGUACUUCCUUGCUCCCCUUCCUCUUGUGAAGAUGAGGAAUCCCUAACACUCUAGCCCUGAAGUGUCGCCUUGCCGUAAACUUUUGAGUCCCUGUUGUUAAUAUUCUAUUGUGAGUUUUUAGCACUGCAUCGGACAGGUAGCAGUAGGAGACUCUGUAUUAUCCGACAUUAUCAUUUAUCUGACGUUCUUCCAGCCUGUUUAUGUUGGAUAAGCGAGACUCUACCUUAGUCUAAUUUAAAUCAAGCUCCUGCAAGCUCCAGAU
This is a messenger RNA of Anolis sagrei ordinatus, 4506 nucleotides long. The record is from RefSeq and is a predicted model, not a curated record. Lineage: Eukaryota; Metazoa; Chordata; Lepidosauria; Squamata; Anolidae.